This is a messenger RNA of Rubroshorea leprosula, 2100 nucleotides long. The record is from the annotation of a GenBank genome assembly. NCBI's taxonomy places the organism in Eukaryota, Viridiplantae, Streptophyta, Magnoliopsida, Malvales, Dipterocarpaceae.
GAGAAGAGACCUCUAGACGCCGCACUUAUUGGAGCAUUCAGUCUAGCAAAAUGGUUCCUUAAAGUUUGGGUCCAAUUCCGCUGGAACCAUCUUAAAACUUCAGGGAGUGUUUUCGUUUGUGCGUGGUUUUGCCUAUUCACGCGCCAAGUAUUCGAUGAAAUGCCUGAGAUUAAUUGGCUAGGAUCCUUUUCGUUUUUGUUCGAAUCCACUGUGUAAUGUGGGAAGUUGGGAUGCUGUAAUGUUUCAAUGGCUAUUAGAUCGCUCUCUCAAGUCAGAUCCUUUCGCUCUCUCUUCCACUCACUCUACAACCCCAUAUCCCUUCGCUUUUCCUCCGUCGCUGAAGAACAGUUUGACUGUCCAUCACCAGAACUUGUGAACCAAAUCGCUCGCAUUCUCGGUGAUCAUAGAAAUCCCAACCAUGACUUGGAGUUUUCCCUCAAUACCUUCUCAUCCAAAAUUUCCAAGAACUUGGUUGAACAGGUGUUGAAACGCUGCAAGAAUCUUGGGUACCCUUCUCAUAGAUUUUUUGUCUGGGCUAGAAGCAUUCCGGGUUUUCAACAUAGCUCAGAAAGCUACCGCAUUUUGGUUGAUAUACUGGGAAGUAGCAAGCAGUUCGCUAUUUUAUGGGAUUUCUUGAUAGAAAUCAGAGAGUCUCGACAGUUUGAGAUAAGCCCAGAAAUUUUCUGGAUUGUUUUUAGAGCGUACAGUAGAGCGAAUCUGCCUGGCGAUGCUAUCAGGGCUUUUGAUAGAAUGGUUGAGUUUGGUAUCCAGCCUUGUAUUCAUGAUCUUGAUCAGCUUCUUUAUGUAUUAUGCAAAAGAAAGCAUGUGAAACACGCCCAACAAUUCUUUGAUAGACUUAAGCACCGGUUUGAGCCAAGUGCAAAAAGUUAUAGCAUUUUGAUGAGAGGUUGGGGUGAUAUUGGUGAACCAAGCAAGGCACAGAAGGUGUUCGACGAAAUGCUUCAAAGAGGUUGUUCUGUUGAUGUUCCUGCAUAUAAUAGCUUAUUGGAAGCCUUGUGCAAAGGACGGAAUGUAGAUGAAGCAUAUAAUAUUUUCAAAGAGAUGGGUUCUAAGGGAAUUGAGCCGGAUGCUUGUAGUUAUUCAAUCUUUAUUCGUGCAUAUUGUGAAGAUAAUGAUCUUCAUGGGGCUUUUAGGGUGCUUGAUAGGAUGAGAAGAUGCAAUCUUGUGCCUAAUGUUUACACUUACAAUUUCAUUAUCAAGAAGCUUUGCAAGAAUGACAAGGUGGAUGAGGCGUAUGAGCUUCUAAAUGAGAUGUUGGAGAGUUGGGUGAGCCCGGAUGUAUGGAGUUACAAUACAAUUAUGGCUUACCAUUGUGAACACACUGAAGUUAAUAGGUCUCUUAGAUUGAUCUCUAUAAUGGAGGAACAUAAAUGCUUGGCAGAUAGACAUACUUAUAACAUGGUCUUCAAGUUACUUAUUAGAGUUGGGAGAUUUGAUAGGGCCACAGAAUUGUGGGAGAGCUUGCCGGACAGAGGCUUUUUCCCUUCAGUGUCAACAUAUGCUGUCAUGGUUCAUGGGCUGUGUAAGAAGAAAGGGAAACUAGAGGAGGCAUGCAGAUAUUUUGAGAUGAUGAUUGAAGAAGGCAUACCUCCAUAUUCUGCAACUGUUGAACUUUUAAGAAACCGGCUUUUAGGAUUAGGAUUAUUGGAUAAUAUUGAGAUACUAGCAGAUAAAAUGGCGCAGAGCACCUCUUGUUUGAUACAAGAGUUUGCAAGUGCAAUGAGAGGUAAAGUGAACCCUGGGAGAUCAAGAAUUAGUGAAGAAUCGGACAUUGAAAGCGAUUAAGAACUAUGAGGCCCUACGUACCAUGUUUCAGACUAUCCAACUUCCCUUAAGAUUGCAUUACUAUUUCUUCCUUCUUGAUAGAAAAUUGUGGCUUAUGGUAGUUUUUAAGGAAAAUAGAAGCCUACCUUUGAAAUUCGAUGGGGUGCAUGGUGCAUACUCUAGAAUGAAGGAAAGACAAGCAUUGCUAGGAGUAAGAUAAAAUGAAUGAAGUGAGGAUUAUUUUUUACAUGUUGCAAAGUAGAGUCCUUUACAUUAAACUUGCAAGUUAAAUAAGAAUGAAAAGAGGUGCAAAAA